Molecule: messenger RNA, 33035 nt
Organism: Coregonus sp. 'balchen'
Lineage: Eukaryota; Metazoa; Chordata; Actinopteri; Salmoniformes; Salmonidae
Source: the annotation of a GenBank genome assembly
AAAGUGGAGAGGGAGCCUAAGGGGAAGUUCAGUGUUCCAAUUCUGGAUGUGAAGAGUCGACACCUAGUCCUGGAGGCCAACCAAACGCUGACGAUCCACUGCAGGUGAGUCUCUCUGGAGUCAAAGGUUAGAGGUCAGAGGUGAUAGGUGGAGGGGGUGGGUGGGUGGGUUGUAGGUCAGUGAAAGCCCUUGGUGGCUGUUCAUAUAUAGUACUGACUGGGCCAUGGGUGGCUGCUCAUAUAUAUAGUACUGACUGGGCCCUGGAUGGCUGCUCAUAUAUAUAGUACUGACUGGGCCCUGGGUGGCUGCUCAUAUAUAGUACUGACUCUGGGCCCUGGGUGGCUGCUCAUACAUAGUACUGACUCUGGGCCCUGGGUGCCUGCUCAUACAUAUAGUACUGACUGGGCCCUGGGUGGCUGCUCAUACAUAUAGUACUGACUCUGGGCCCUGGGUGGCUGCUCAUACAUAUAGUACUGACUCUGGGCCCUGGGUGGCUGCUCAUACAUAUAGUACUGACUCUGGGCCCUGGGUGGCUGCUCAUACAGUACUGACUCUGGGCCCUGGGUGGCUGCUCAUACAUAUAGUACUGACUCUGGGCCCUGGGUGGCUGCUCAUACAUAUAGUACUGACUCUGGGCCCUGGGUGGCUGCUCAUAUAUACAGUGCCUUCGGAAAGUAUUCAGACCCCUUGACUUUUUCCACAUUUUGUUAUAUUGCAGCCUUAUUCUAAAAUGGAUUAAAUAAAUAAAAAUCCUCAGCAAUCUACACACAAUACCCCAUAAUGACAAAGCGAACAUUUUUGCACAUUUAUAAAACAUAGUAUUCAGACCCUUUGCUAUGAGACUCCAAAUUGAGCUCAGGUGCAUCCUGUUUCAAUUGAUCAUUCUUGAGAUGUUUCCACAACUUGAUUAGAGUCCACCUGUGGUAAAUUCAAUUGAUUGGACAUGAUUUGGAAAGGCACACACCUGUCUAUAUAAGGUCCCACAGUUGACAGUGCAUGUCAGAGCAAAAACCAAGCCAUGAGGUCAAAGGAAUUGUCCGUAGAGCUCCGAGACAGGAUUGUGUCGAGGCACAGAUCUGGGGAAGAGUACCAAAAAAUGAGUGCAUCAUUGAAGGUCCCCAAGAACACAGUGGCCUCCAUCAUUCUUAAAUGGAAGAUGUUUGGAACCACCAAGACUCUUCCUAGAGCUGGCCGCCCGACCAAACUGAGCAAUUGGGGGAGAAGGGCCUUGGUCAGGGAGGUGAUCAAGAACCCGAUGGUCACUCUUACAGAGCUCUAGAGUUCCUCUGUGGAGAUGGGAGAACCUUCCAGAAGGACAACCAUCCCUGCAGCACUCCACCAAUCAGGCCUUUACGGUAGAGUGGCCAGACGGAAGCCACUCCUCAGCAAAAGGCACAUGACAGCCCGCUUUGAGUUUGCCAAAAGGCACCCAAAGACCCUCAGACCAUGAGAAACAAGAUUCUCUGGUCUGAUGAAACCAAGAUUGAACUCUUUGGCCUGAAUUCAGCCGGAUGGUUUGUCUUUCCUUGCCCUUCCAGUAGUGUCUUGUCAUUGGCUUCAUAUCUAGUGAGAGUUACUGUAUAGUGUGUGUAGGGGAAGGGAUGAGCGAUGCCACAUAAAGCUGGCAAGUUGUGGGACAUUUUGAGAUAAAGGAAAGAUUGUCUGCCUAGACUUAUUCACUGAUCAGAUUAGCUUUUAUAUAGAUAUUUUUAUGGUCAGCUUUUCAGAAGUUGAGGUGCGAUGAGAGAGAUGGAAUGUUUACAACAAUUUACCUUUGACCAAUCAGGGGUCGGUGGGAGCUGUCGUGGGUGUUCCCUGGAGGUGUGGCCAGAGAUAAGGAGAGUGUGCAAUUGGAGGAUUCUCGCUGUGGGAGGCAGAGCCAGCAUUACUGCAGCCAACUGAUUCUUAGCUCCGCCCAGGCCCAGCACACAGGAUCGUUCCGGUGUCGGUACAGCCAUCGGACCCGCAGGCAGAGCGCUGUCUACGUCUAUAUCACAGGUAACAUUUAACAGCUACCAACUCACUCCGGGAUUCGCUCAUUACAGUGUCCUGUACUCCCAAGUCCCUGUCAGAGCCACUCUAUCACAAAUGCUAGAGCUCAGGAAAUGGAAAUAAGGUUUAGGAUAUGAAUCCUCUAUAUCUGUCUCCCUCUUUCUCACUGACUGAUUCUCUCUGUUAAACUCUCUCUGUCUCGCUUUCUCUCCCUCUCUCUCUCUUUCUCAAUCACACUUUCUCUCUCACCCUCUCUCUUUCUCUCUAACCCCCUCUCUCUCCCUCCUCCCCACUCUCUCCCUCUCUCUCUUCCUCAUUGAUGGAGUGGUCAAUCAGUCUCUCUCUCUUUUUCUUCCCCCUCUCUCUCUCUCUCUCCUCUCUCUCUCCUCUCUCUCUCUCUCUCUCUCUCUCUCUCUCUCUCUCUCUCUCUCUCUCUCUCUCUCUCUCUCUCUCUCCCCCUCUCUGAUGGAAUGGUCAGUCAAUGUCUUUCUCUCUCUCUCUCAUUGUUUAUAUGCUCAGGUUAAACAGGAUGUAGUGGCAGUGGGUGCUAAAUACAAACCAAUGCCAGAGAGACAAUUAUAUCUACACAUUGUUUGUACCAACAACACAUCCUUCAUAAUGACUCUGGCACAGUUUCUCCCCCCUAGCAUGUCUAUUUUCUCAGCCUCCCUCCCUCUCUCCCUCUCCCAGGUCUAUAUAUAAAAGCUUUUUACUUUCGUUUACGUGCUACCUUGGUAUUCAGGGCCAGGAAUAGCCCAGCUGCUGAAAGGCUCUGGUUUGGGCAGAGUUUCCCAGGGCACCAGGCUUAUCUGCUCCCCUCAGCCCUGCUCACAGCAUCCUGUGCUGGGGGACGGGAGGAGGGCCGCGGGGGGUUGGAGGUGGGAGGGGAGCUGGAGGUCUAUAGACAGGGGAGGUAGGUGGGGGGGUAAGAGGGGUGAAAGAGGAUGAAGGCCUGGCAGGAUUCAGGGGCAUCCAGGGGCAGAGGAGGCACCGUGACAGCCCUGUCUGCCCCACUCUGCCUUUCCCUGUUCUGAGUAGAAGCUGGCUGGGCAUGGAGCUGGGCUGGGGGCCAGAGGAGAUAGAGGCGCCAGAGGAGCCAGGGUCACAGGGUGGGGCUACUGUUUGGCCAAUAGGACCGCUGGGGCCCAUCAAUCGCUCCGGCCGCCAAGUCCAUUAGGCGUCCGACUCCAUCGCCCGCUCUUCACUCACCCUCCUUCCCCUCCUGCCCCGCUCUGUUCUCACCCUCCUGCCCCUCCUUCCCCUCGUGCCCCACUCUGCUCUCACCCUCCUCCAUCCUGCCCCACUCUGCUCUCACCCUCCUGCCCCUCCCCCUCCUUCCCCUCUGCCCUCUCACCCCUCCUUCCCCUCGUGCCCCCUCUGCUCUCACCCCUCUUCCCAUCCUCCCCGCUCUGUCUCACCUCUGCCCUCCAACCCUCCUCCCGUUCUGCUCUCACCCUUCCCCUUGCCCCUGCUCUCACCCUCUAUCCUCCCGCCCGCUCUGCUCUCUGCUCUCCCUCCUCCCUCCUCCCCUGCUCUGCCUCACCCUCUAUCUCCUCUCUAGCCCGCGACGCCCUGUACCCUUCCUCCCACUAGUCCUUGGCCGUACUCGUUAAAUCAAUAUGCUACCCUCGAUGCCACACUCGCUCUCACCCUUCAAUCCUGCCGCUUUCUCUCACCCUCCGCCCCCCACCCUUUCCAUGUCACCGUGGACUCUACCCUCCUAGCCUACAGGCUUUUAUUCCUCACACUGUGUCAUUUAUGUAAUCCGAGCCGUUCUGCUGUAUAGUGGUGUGGAUUGUGGUGUGCGAUUAUAUCGUUCAGCCCUGUGGUCCAGGCCACUAGUCCUUGGGGUACUUUUGUUAAAAUGUUCAGAGAUUAUGCUUUCCUUGAAUAACACAGUACAGUAGCUGACAAACAAUGAGGUGAGCUCCACCCGCCCACGCCUUUCAAUGUCACAGGGAUAUUAGACCUGGAAGGAUCACAGGCUGUUUGAUUACCUCUAAACAAUCUGUGUGUGUUUAUUGUUGAAUCCAGGAGACUAUUUGCUGAAUGGGUAUUAAGUAUGGGUGUGGAUGUGUGUGUGUGUGCGGGAGUGUAUGAAUGUUUAUUGUUGAUUGUUUUCUGCUGAAUCGGUAUACAAUAUGUGUCUGUGUGCUUGCAUGCUUACGUGUGUCUGUCACGUGUGUGUGUGUGUGUGUGUCGGUGCACACGUGUGUCUUUGUGGGUCCUUGUGUGUCCGUGCGCGUCCGUGUGUGUGUAUCUAUCCCUAACCUCAGUGCUGUGGUUUCAGACAGACAGCAGCCAUUUGUGGAGAAGCAAAAUGACAGUCCAGAUGUGGUGUAUAUGAAGGAGAGCCAGCCACUGGUGUUCCCCUGUAGGGUCACCAACCCUGACGCCACCGUCUCAUUGGUCAAGGUGAGUUCCCUUUACUAUUUCCAAUACUAGCGCUCCUGACUACAUCUGCAUUGCUUGCUGUUUGGGGUUUUAGGCUGGGUUUCUGUACAGCACUUUGUGACAUCUGCUGGUGUAAAAAGGGCUUUAUAAAUACAUUUGAUUGAUUGAUUGACAACACCUUAGAACAAAACACUUCUCUCUGUUUCUCCAUCAGCACUCCCAUCUUUACACAAGUCACAGUCAUGUUGUUUCUGCUAGUACAGAUCAUUCAACACAUUGUUCUUAUCUUGGCAACCAUUCCUGCCUUGGAGUGUGUGUGUCCGUUUGUUUGUGUCAGUCUGCGGAUAUGUGUGAAAGUGUGUGGAUGUGUUUGUGAGUGUUGGUGCCUGAGUGGUGAGUGAGUGUACGUAAGUGCAAUGAAGUGCAGUGUGUGCGUGCAUGUGUGUGUAUGUAUGUUUGUGGAAACGUCUCAGUGUGUCAGUGAUACCUAUUUUUUACUGCCAUGUUCCGAGUGAGCGGCGCCCGCGGUUUCCUCUGUUGUCCUGUUGGCACUGUUGUUACCCCCGGAGACAGGACGUGGGGUCUGGAGUGCCCCCUGCCUCCGCCAACCCUCCCCCACCCCCUCUACUCACACACCCCUCCUCUCCUGGGAUGCGUCUACUAGGUAACGUCUUCUGUGGCAGAGAUUGCACAGUUUGAUCCAUACAAUGCAAUAACAUCUAGGUGAGGGGAAUGGGCUACUGGCAGUUUAUCAAGUGAAUGAAGGAAUUGUCUUUCCUUAAGAGGUUUCGAUGGAAUUUCCAAGGAGAGUUUCAGGAAACGGAAAAAGAACAAAAUGAACCCCUGGCUCUCCCUUCAGGAUGUGACGCGGACCCCGAAAUGGAGCGCUGCAUAACUCACACUUCACUUCUGUUGGCUCUCUGUGUUUACGCCCUGCUCCCAUCUCCACACUUCUGUUGGCUCUCUGUGUUUACGCCCUGGUCCCAUCUCCACACUUCUGUUGGCUCUCUGUGUUUACGCCCUGCUCCCAUCUCCACAUUUUUGUUGGCUCUCUGUGUUUACGCCCUGCUCCCAUCUCCACACUACUGUUGGCUCUCUGUGUUUACGCCCUGCUCCCAUCUCCACACUUCUGUUGGCUCUCUGUGUUUACGCCCUGCUCCCAUCUCCACACUUCUGUUGGCUCUCUGUGUUUACGCCCUGCUCCCAUCUCCACACUUCUGUUGGCUCUCUGUGUUUACGCCCUGCUCCCAUCUCCACACUUCUGUUGGCUCUCUGUGUUUACGCCCUGCUCCCAUCUCCCACUUGUGUCUCUGUUACGCCCUCCUCAUCCCACAACUGUUGGCUCUCUGUUUACCCCUGCUCCACUUCCCAUACUGUUGGCUCUCUGGUUUACGCCUGCUCCCUCUCCACACUUCUGUGGCUCUUGUGUUUAGCCCUGGCACAUCUCCACACUCUGUGGUCCUGUUUUACGCCCUGCUCCCAUCUCCACACUCGUUGGCUCUCUGUGUUUACGCCUGCUCCCCUCCACACUUCUGUUGGCUCUCUGUGUUUACGCCUGCUCCCAUCUCCACACUUCUGUUGGCUCUCUGUGUUUACGCCCUGCUCCCAUCUCCACACUUCUGUUGGCUCUCUGUGUUUACGCCCUGCUCCCAUCUCCACACUUCUGUUGGCUCUCUGUGUUUACGCCCUGCUCCCAUCUCCACACUUCUGUUGGCUCUCUGUGUUUACGCCCUGCUCCCAUCUCCACACAAACGCCCAUCCUAGAGCCACAAAGGUAAUUAUUCUAAAAAUACCCCUGUUCUCUCACUCCAUCCGCUCCUGCCUGGCCCAGCAUUCAGAACCUGGACUCCACUCCACACACACUGUCACACACUCUGGAGUGUUUUUUUCCUGGAAGGAUUUUGCACUCUGCCUGGAUCUUUAAUUUGUCGUCCCACCUCUCAGCAGGGAUCAAUACCCAGGGGGCCAUUCUCUCUCGCUGCAGCCGUGAAAGUGACCCGGUGGGGCGAGGAGGGGAGGUGAGCGGAAGGGGGUGGUGUAGCAUGACCUAGGGGUCCAGUCUAGUUCAGUCCAGUCUCUAUCCUGUAGUUACAGGAUGUGAGCAGAUGGACUGGAAUCAUGUUUCCCACGUCCUGACUUCUCUCUCAUCCUCCAACCCCCCUCCAACCCCCUUACACCCCCCUCCACCCCCCUCCAACCCCCCUCCAUCCCCACCAUCCUCUGAAUCCUCAGCUCCCAGCAUUCAGCUACCAGGGGGUGGGAUGGAGGGGGGCACCAAGGGCAUUCACAGGGUCCUAACGAGACAGAGGAGACAGAGAGGCAUUUACUAUAGUGUACUGUAAGGACACUAUAGAAAGGAGGCGUCUUAAGGUGGUUAACAUUGGGGGUGAGGGGGGGCUAUCAGCCAGUUAACACUGGGGGUGAUGGGGGCUAUCAGCCAGUUAACACUGGGGGUGAGGGGGCUAUCAGCCAGUUAACACUGGGGGUGAGGGAGGCUAUCAGCCAGUUAACACUGGGGGUGAGGGGGGCUAUCAGCCAGUUAACACUGGGGGUGAGGGGGCUAUCAGCCAGUUAACACUGGGGGUGAGGGUGGCUAUCAGCCAGUUAACACUGAGGGUGAGGGGGGCGAGGGGGGGGGGUCCACAUGUUCCCCUGAGAGUGGGCGGGACGCUUCCACCGUGUCACUGAAACUCUAAUAAACAUUUCCUUGAGUCUGCCUCCUCCAAGAAAACAACAAUUUUACACAAGACUUUGUCUCCAAAGUAACACAAGACUCUCUAUAGUAACACAAGACUCUGUCUCUACAGUAACACAAGACUCUCUAUAGUAACACAAGACUCUGUCUCUACAGUAACACAAGACUCUGUCUCCAAAGUAACACAAGACUCUGUCUCUACAGUAACACAAGACUCUGUCUCUACAGUAACACAAGACUCUGUCUCUACAGUAACACAAGACUCUGCCUCUACAGUAACACAAGACUCUGCCUCUACAGUAACACAAGACUCUGUCUCUACAGUAACACAAGACUCUGUCUCUACAGUAACACAAUACUCUGUCUCUACAGUAACACAAUACUCUGUCUCUACAGUAACACAAGACUCUGUCUCUACAGUAACACAAGUGUCUACAGUAACACAAGACUCUCUCUACAGUAACACAAUACUCUGUCUCUACGGUAACAAGUCUCUGUCUCUACAGUAACACAAGACUCUGUCUCUACAGUAACACAAGACUCUGUCUCUACAGUAACACAAGACUCUGUCUCUACAGUAACACAAGACUCUGUCUUUACAGUAACACAAUACUCUGUCUCUACAGUAACACAAGACUCUGCCUCUACAGUAACACAAGACUCUGUCUCUACAGUAACACAAGACUCUGCCUCUACAGUAACACAAGACUCUGUCUCUACAGUAACACAAGACUCUGCCUCUACAGUAACACAAGACUCUGCCUCUACAGUAACACAAUACUCUGCCUCUACAGUAACACAAUACUCUGCCUCUACAGUAACACAAGACUUUGUCUCUACAGUAACACAAGACUCUGUCUCUACAGUAACACAAUACUCUGUCUCUACAGUAACAGAAUACUCUUUCUCUACAGUAACACAAUACUCUGUCUCUACAGUAACAGAAUACUCUUUCUCUACAGUAACACAAUACUCUGUCUCUACAGUAACAUAAGUGUCUACAGUAACACAAGACUCUCUCUACAGUAACACAAGACUCUGUCUCUACGGUAACAAGUCUCUGUCUCUACAGUAACACAAGACUCUGUCUCUACAGUAACGCAAGACUGUCUCUACAGUAACACAAGACUGUCUCUAUGGUAACAAGUCUCUGUCUCUACAGUAACACAAGACUCUGUCUUUACAGUAAGAAGACUCUCUCUCUACAGUAACACAAUACUCACAUUGACAGAUUUUUCACCUAGUUGUUUUGUGAUAUUGCAGUAAUAAUAUGCAUCAUGCGUAUUGCCAAUGUGGCCUCAUUUGAGUCAUUAAUAGCCCCCAUGUUGUUCUGUGUGGUUGUGGUGUUCAUGAUUUGCUCAGUAGUUGUGAAUGUGUGCAGUGUUGCUUUUGUGUGACUGUAGUAUGGUUGUGUUGAGUUCAGGAUGUGGUCGUGGUUCUGAAUAGCUCAUGACAUGGCUGGGUUGAGUUCAUGAUUGGUUGGUGGUUGAGUUCACAAAAUGGUUGUGGUUGUGUUGAGUUUAUGGUGUGGCUGUGGUUGUUGACCGGGUUUUCUCAUCCCUAACCGGAAGUUGACAAUAUCCCAGAACCAGACAUUUCAUUUUGUGUGACAUUGCUUUUAUGAGACUGUUUUUACGGUUGUGGUUGUGGUCAUGACCGUGUGUGUUCAUGCCUCCAGUUCCCUGACCGUGAGUUGACCCCAGACCAGAGGAACAUAGUGUGGAACAGCAGACAGGGCUUCCUCAUCCGCAGUCCCACCUACUUCUACAUCGGCCUGUUCUCCUGCAAGACCACUGUCAACGGGACCACACACUCCCUCAGUUACCUCACACACAGACAAGGUGAGCACACACACACACACAUGCACACACAUACACACAGACUCAUUCUUACACGCACAUGCACUUGCACGUGCACAUGCACACACACACACACUCACACACACACACACACAGUCUUGCGCAGCUAACCUUGUGGGGACAUACAAUUCAGUCCCAUUCAAAAUCCUAUUUUCCCUAACGCCUAAACCUAACCCUAACCCAUACCCUUACCCUAACCCUAACCUUAAUCCUAACCCUAACCCUAACCCUAACCCAAAAACCUAACCUUAACCCUAACCCUAAACCUAACCCUAGCUCCUAACAGUAACCAUAAAACUAACCCUAUCUCCUAACCCUAAACCUAAUUCUAACCCCCUAGAAAUAGCAUUUGACCUUUUGGAGACCAACAAAAUGUCCCCAGUUGGUCAAAUGUAUCUUGGUUUAAACAUGUCCACACACACACACACACACACACACACACAGACACACACUUACCUGACACACACAUAGACCAGGUGAGCACUACCAAGGCCAAGCACCUCAAUUCUAUAUAUUGCAGGUAAUAAACGAGUGCUCUCCCCCCCCCCCCCCCCCCCCCCCCCCCCCCCACCACCACCUACCCCCCACCCUCCUCUCCAGUGAAUAAGAUCAUGGAUGUGUAUCUGAACAGUACCAGUCCAGUCCAGGCUUUACAGGGGGAGAGUCUGGCCAUCAACUGUACUGUCACUGCAGAGUGGAACAGCAGAGUGUCCAUCAGCUGGGACUACCCCGGGCAGGUGAGAAACAUAUGAAGUACACUAGAAUUAUGAAGUACACUACAAUGAAGUGCACUACGUUAUGUAGUACUGUAUGUAGAAGAACUUUAAAGUAUACAGUGAGGGAAAUAAGUAUUUGAUCCCCUGCUGAUUUUGUACGUUUGCCCACUGACAAAGACAUGAUCAGUCUAUCAUUUUAAUGGUAGGUUUAUUUGAACAGUGAGAGACAGAAUAACAACAAAAAAAUCCAGAAAAACGCAUGUCAAAAAUGUUAUAAAUUGAUUUGCAGUUUAAUGAGGGAAAUAAGUAUUUGACCCCUCUGCAAAACAUUACUUAGUACUUGGUGGCAAAACCCUUGUUGGCAAUCACAGAGGUCAGACGUUUCUUGUAGUUGGCCACCAGGUUUGCACACAUCUCAGGAGGGAUUUUGUCCUACUCCUCUUUGCAGAUCUUCUCCAAGUCAUUAAGGUUUCGAGGCUGACGUUUGGCAACUCGAACCUUCAGCUCCCUCCACAGAUUUUCUAUGGGAUUAAGGUCUGGAGACUGGCUAGGCCACUCCAGGACCUUAAUGUGCUUCUUCUUGAGCCACUCCUUUGUUGCCUUGGCCGUGUGUUUUGGGUCAUUGUCAUGCUGGAAUACCCAUCCACGACCCAUUUUCAAUGCCCUGGCUGAGGGAAGGAGGUUCUCACCCAAGAUUUGACGGUACAUGGCCCCGUCCAUCGUCCCUUUGAUGCGGUGAAGUUGUCCUUUCCCCUUAGCAGAAAAACACCCCCAAAGCAUAAUGUUUCCACCUCCAUGUUUGACGGUGGGGAUGGUGUUCUUGGGGUCAUAGGCAGCAUUCCUCCUCCUCCAAACAUGGCGAGUUGAGUUGAUGCCAAAGAGCUCGAUUUUGGUCUCAUCUGACCACAACACUUUCACCCAGUUCUCCUCUGAAUCAUUCAGAUGUUCAUUGGCAAACUUCAGAUGGCCCUGUAUAUGUGCUUUCUUGAGCAGGGGGACCUUGCGGGCGAUGCAGGAUUUCAGUCCUUCACGCGUAAUGUGUUACCAAUUGUUUUCUUGGUGACUAUGGUCCCAGCUGCCUUGAGAUCAUUGACAAGAUCCUCCCGUGUAGUUCUGGGCUGAUUCCUCACCGUUCUCAUGAACAUUGCAACUCCACGAGGUGAGAUCUUGCAUGGCCGAGGGAGAUUCACAGUUAUUUUGUGUUUCUUCCAUUUGCGAAUAAUCGCACCAACUGUUGUCACCUUCUCACCAAGCUGCUUGGCGAUGGUCUUGUAGCCCAUUCCAGCCUUGUGUAGGUCUACAAUCUUGUCCCUGACAUCCUUGGAGAGUUCUUUGGUCUUGGCCAUGGUGGAGAGUUUGGAAUCUGAUUGAGUGAUUGCUUCUGUGGACAGGUGUCUUUUAUACAGGUAACAAGCUGAGAUUAGGAGCACUCCCUUUAAGAGUGUGCUCCUAAUCUCAGCUUGUUACCUGUAUAAAAGACACCUGGGAGCCAGAAAUCAUUCUGAUUGAGAGGGGGUCAAAUACUUAUUUCCCUCAUUCAAAUUCAAAUCAAUUUAUAAUAUUUUUGACAUGCGUUUUUCUGGAUUUUUUGGUUGUUAUUCUGUCUCUCACUGUUCAAAUAAACCUACCAUUAAAAUGAUAGACUGAUCAUUUCUUUGUCAGUGGGCAAACGUACAAAAUCAGAAGGGGAUCAAAUACUUUUUUUCCCUCACUGUAUAUAUAUAUUACUUAGUAUAUAACAACUUCAACAUCUGCCUACCUGUUUGGAAGACUUUUACUAUUUCAGAAUAAUAUCUCUCCCUUUCUCUCCGUCUCUCCUACUCCCUCUCUCUCUCCCCUCAGGCAAACAGGGCAGCCAUAAUUAGUAGGCGGAUCAUGGCCAGUAAAACUCACAUGGUAUUCUACAGUAUUCUGUCCAUCCCUCAACUCCACCGCUCUGACAGAGGGCUCUAUAUCUGCCGAGUGACCAGUGGACCGGUCAGCCGAGAGACUAACGUAUCUGUCACAGUCUACGGUGAGUCAAAAUAGACUUAAUACUUCCCACCUCCGACUACACCCACAUCUGUGACAAAUUCAUUAAUGAGCAAAUUCAUUGAUGGUAAACACCGCUUUCUACCAUGAGAAGAUUAACCACAACCACCGUCUGUGUCACUCUCUGUAAUAUGUCAAUAAUGCAUGAUAUUCUCUGUGUGUGUAUGUGUGUGUGUAUGCGUUUGUGUGUGUUCGUGCCUUUCUGUCUGUCUGUCUGUCUGCCUUUCUGUUUCUGUGUCUGUGUAUCGUCCCAGACCGUCCGUUUAUCCGUCUGACGCCCAGACAGGGGGCUGUAGUGGAGGCUCAUGCAGGACAGAAGUCCUACCGACUCUCGCCCAAACUACGGGCCUUCCCUGCCCCAGUGAUCAUCUGGUAAGAACAUACAGACUGUCAGCUAGCCUGCACACUAUCUUACAUCAGCCUACACUAUCUGAGAGACAAAUACAGCUACUGUAUAUGACAUUGUAUAAUUCUUAAUUUUAUCGUUCUUUAAGUUAAUUGAGGAAUUCCCUGCAUGUUUUUCUGUGUUAGGUUGAAGGAUGGGAAGGUAGCAGCAGAGCAGUGUUCCCGUUACCAUGUGGAUGAGAAUUCCCUAGUGAUCCGGGAUGUGGCGGAGGAGGAUGCAGGGAAGUACACUAUCCUGGUGGGAAUCCAGGAGCACGGACUCUACCAGAACCUAACGCUCUCUCUGGUGGUCAACGGUGAGGACCAAGUCUUCCCUCCUCUCUUUACCCUCCAUCGCUUUCUCUCUUUUUCAUCUUUAUACACCCUCUCUUUUGCUCUGUGCCCACUUUGUGUCUUCCCCCCAUUAUCCUGUUCCACAUUGUCCCCUCUCUCUUCAAAAUGGCACGUCAACGGAACUGUACUGUUCAGAUAGGCUACUAUUCCAUUUAACCCAUCUGAAAUGUGGACACUGACUGAAGGUCUAUAACCUCUCAUAUAGCCUAAUAUAAUAUGAACUUCUUCAGAAUUAAGCAUUUCUGUUGACUCGGGAAACAGGAGUGGAUAAACAUGAUUUCUUUCUUUCAGCAUCUUGAGAAAAUGAAUUCGCGGUUAGGGACCGUCUGUAAAGGUGGCGGUGCUAUCUUUAUCAGCAUCAUCAAAGCAAAUUGUAUUUCAACCACAUAAAAUAUGCAUCCAAGCCAAACUGAAAUCUUAUCAAAAAUAUGUUGGGUCGUUUUAACAGUUUUUAAUUUCCUUAAAACCGUUUUUUUUGUGUGCAUUUUAUCCCCGGUCCCUAAACAUCUUUGCUGCAUGAGAUAGAAAACAAAUAGAAAACAAACUUUACUGAUGUCCACUAGAUUGAAGCAUUCAUUCUAUUGAUUUAUUAUGACAUUAUUCUUGUGAGCAAUGGUUUAUUUAGUAUUCUAGGCUCUAGAGUUUAAGAACCCCUGUUCUAGGGCAACAAUUAAUGACAGAGAAGCUGCAUAUUUCGGAAUUUAAUAAGCUGAAACAUAGGCCUAUCUAAAAAAGGUUUGUCAAAAGUUCGUUCCUCCAUCUCUGACUGUGGCCUACAGCGCAAUUUUUAUAUUUGCGGGUUAGGGUCGGGUGUGGGCCUCAGAUUUCCACUUUAUCAUAUACACUGAGUAUACAAAACAUUAUGAAUGUCACUUGUUAAAUCCACUUCAAUCAGUGUAGAUGAAGGGGAGGGGACAGGUUAAAGAAUGAUUUUUAAUGGAUUGUAUUGUGUAUGUGUGUCAUUCAGAUGGUGAAUGGACAAGACAAAAUAUUUAAGUGCCUUUGAACGGGGUAUGGUAGUAGGUGCCAGUCGCCACUGUUUGUGUCAAAAACUGCAAUGCUGCUGGGCUUUUCAAGCUCAAUAGUUUCCCGUGUGUAUCAAGAAUGGUCCACCAGCCAAAGGACAUCCAGCCAACUUGACACAACUGCGGGAAGCACUGGAGUCAACAUGGGCCAGCAUCCCUGUGGAACGCUUUCGACACCUUGCAGAGUCCAGGCCCUGACGAAUUGAGCUUGUUCUGAGGGAAAAGGGGGGGGGGGGUUGCAACUCAAUAUUAGGAAGGUGUUCUUAAUGUUUUCUACACUCAGUGUAUAGUCGGCUGGUUGCGGAUGGGUUAUUAGCAAUUGCGGGUGGGUGAACAAACAACAGACCCAUGCACCACUAGUCUGUGUCUCUGUCUGUUUUCCUCCAGUGAGUCCUGGGAUAGAGGAGAAGGCAGUGUCAUUGCAGGACCCAGGUAGUGUCCCGCGGGGCAGCAGACAAGCCCUGCACUGCACCUCCCACGGAGUCCCCCCUCCUCACAUCGCCUGGCUCUGGCACCCCUGCACCCCCAAAGGCCUGUAAGUACACCUGGUGCUCACAUUGUCACAUGCCUUAGCACAGACACACAUACACGUCUUCCAAAAGGUGUGUAAGUACUCCUUUACUCAAACACACAUACAGUUCUGACACCCUUACCAAUACAUAUUCAAUUAACAUACUUGCAUACAGCAUACUGUGUAUCUAUAAUCAUGUAUACACGCACACCUUCGCUAUGCCCACAUAGUCUCCCAAUACCGUGCACAGAACAAACCAUGUCAACGUUUAAGUAAUGUUCUUAAAACCUGGUAGGCAUUACGUAAGUCAUGUAUUUUAGUCAUAUUGUUCCUAACUUAGAACUGGGACAGAAAGGUGUCUGUGACUAUAAGAUGAGGGCCUGUUUUAGGGUGUGAAUGGGAGAAUGUGUGUGAGUUUGUUUGUGAAGGGAGACAUGUUUGGUCUAUUUCAGCAUGUGUUCAGACAGGGUUUCCUCUUUGCAACCAGAACAGAUGCCUUUUGAAGCCUUUCAUGUCUGUGAGUGUGUGUGUGUGUGUGUGUGUGUGUUUCGUCAUGUCUUUGACUGAGUCUUUUACAAUAUGUUUCUGUCACUGUCUAUAUGUUAGCGUGUGUCCAUGUCCGUGUGUGUGUGUUGUCUGUCCGUCCGUGUGUGUGUGUGCCUGGUACAUUCACAGACAGUACAGUGUAACUCAGACUUAAAGAGCAGAAUAGUAAAAGCCUUUAAAUAGAGGCCUGUUCUGUGUUCUCAGUCACUUCAAUAGAGGCCUGUUCUGUGUUCUCAGUCACAUCAAUAGAGGCCUGUUCUGUGUUCUCAGUCACUUCAAUAGAGGCCUGUUCUGUGUUCUCAGUCACAUCAAUAGAGGCCUGUUCUGUGUUCUCAGUCACAUCAAUAGAGGCCUGUUCUGUGUUCUCAGUCACUUCAAUAGAGGCCUGUUCUGUGUUCUCAGUUACUUCAAUAGAGGCCUGUUCUGUGUUCUCGGUUACUUCAAUAGAGGCCUGUUUUGUGUUCUCAGUCACUUCAAUAGAGGCCUGUUCUGUGUUCUCAGUCACUUCAAUAGAAGCCUGUUCUGUGUUCUCAGUCAAGAUUAGUUGGUUUCUAAAUCAAACGCUAUGAUUUAAUGAACUUCCUGUCCAAAACGCAGGGUGAGAUGUUUAUUAUUGUGAUUGCACACUGCAUUCUUUGAUGCCUUUUCUAAUAUGACACACACACACACACACACACACUCAAACCGCUCUCAUGAAACACACACUCAUACACUGACACACACAUUUUUUGAAAGGUCUUGUGAGAAACGGCCCUGCCCAACAAUCAGCUAUGAUAUUCCAACACACACACACACACUGAUCUUACGAUACACACAUUUUCAAGUUCUCAUGAGAAGUGGCCCUGCCCAACAAUCAACUGUCAUUGACACACACACACACACACACACACACAUACACACUUGGCAAAAACAUGACUUGGGUUGGUCUUGGAGGUCAGACACUAUUGUGUUGGUUGUGUUCAGGUCAAAGAGGUUAACCGUUACCUGAACAUCAUGGCUUCCAGACCAAGCUACCGCCCAUGUUAUAUUCCCCUACUGAGACACGCUGUGACAUCAUAGGUGCACUGUGUACUUGACCUUUCACACCAGCCUACACACACACACUACACACACUACGCCUACUUCCAAUGCUUGUGGAAAGUCUUUAUCACCACAUCUCCACAUUAAAUUGCCAUAACAACAUCACAUAACUUCACUGAACCAAUGAGCAGUGACUCCUGCUCCUGCCUCAACAUGGAUGGCUUUACCUGGUAAAACUCUGGUAGAAAUGACAUUUUCAAUUAUUAUGAAUUGGCAAGCCAGCCAGGAGAAAGUGUAACACCUCACAGUCCAGAAAGGUCUAACAAGAAGAUGCCUUCCGUGCACAGAGGAGCUGUGACAAGUCAUGAAUUAUAGCCUAUGUUGAGUCUUACAUGCCUAUUGAUAGUCCCCGUUGGCCACUCUCACUACCUGCAAAGAGUGAUCCAUUUAAGUAGCUUUCAUUACAAAUGAGGUAUUCAGACAGGUACAAGUGAUUUGGGGUUCAGACUUGUGUUAUGAGAUUUAUUUGAAUGUGAUUUCUUUGUUGUUUGUUUACACUGUAAAGCACUGAGAGCUCUAGCAUUCUGUUCUGGUUCUAGAGUUCUAGAGUAAUGAUUUGGAAUGUGAAUAGAUGAUGAUUCGUCCUGACCAGGCCCUUGUUAUUUGUAGCUCUGGCGGAACACGGGCCUGACGCCGCGCCGGAGGAGGCCCAGGGACAGUGGGCCAGGCUGGGCCAGGCUGAUAGGGACCUGGGUCCUCAGGGCAGGGUGUGGGUCUAGAGCCUGUGUCUGGCCCUGGAUCCUUAGAUGUGGGUCUGGGGCCUGGAUCCACCCUUGAGGUCCUAGGUCUGGGUCCUUGGUGCUGGAUGUGUCCCUGGGUCCAGUCGUGGAUCCUUGGUCCUGUCCUGGGCCCUGGGAACCGCAGCGCUCUUAUCUGGCCUGGGCAGGAGGCUCGCCGGGUUUCCUGUGCGAAAAUCAGAGCGCUUUUCCUCUCCUUGUUUGGCUUCCUCCCCGACGCGAGACGCUUCCCAGCAGCGUGAUUGUCCCUCCGUCUUCAAACGUGGCAGAAUCCUGCUUCCUCAAGGGCUUGAUCUAUUCUUGAGACCCCCCCCCCCCCCCUCCUCAUUCCCCCCUCCCCUGGUCUUCCCUCCCUCGCCAGCUCUGCCCCUCAUCCCCAACCCCAACCCUUCAAUCCACUUCAUUAGAAGAAUCCCCAACACCACCAUCACCAUCCCACACCUCCACCACACUCAGCAAGGCUGUUUCCAAGGCAGCCGGCGCCUUCAAUGACAGACAGUACAGCCACCCUGCGACCCCACAUUGGUGCUUUCUGGGAUCUCGGGGUCGGAGGGCAGAGGGGGGGGGGGGGGCAGGACAGUGACCUGGUACACUGUUGAACAGUGAGGAAGAUAGAGGAGAAGGAUGAGGAAGAAGAGGAGUGAGAGGUCACACCACACUGAGGACAAUGAUCUGAUCUGCUUUUAAUGGUUAUUAUUAUAUUUAUUUAUUUCCCCUUACCCAGGUUGUAUUUUACAACCCUUUUCUGGUUAGUUUUGUUUUUUUACAUUGUUACUUUUCUCAGACAUUUUGAGGCAGAAAGAAGUGCCCUUCCAUCCAUCCACUACGCCACGUUUUUCUGGAGCUGCUUCUGCUUCUUGUGUUCCUAGAGUGGUACUAUAAUGGGUACAUGAGCCUGUCCCCAGCCCUGAGCCCUGCCAUCCUGUUGUAGUUCUGACAUCCACAAAAGCUGUGAGUUCUGACUGUAAAUCAUAUACGUUAUAAGUAAGUAGCUACACAUCUCAGAUGGGCGAGCAGGAGAGAGAGAGAAAGAGAGAGAGGGAGGAGGUAUGCUAUGGGAUGCCCUACAGUUCUCUAUUAUUGUAAGAUACUCUGGGACUGCUCAUCAAACACCUACCAUGUAGGAGUUCCCCAGGACCCAGAGACAAUGACAGUCAUAUGUCAUCUUAUGUCAUGUUAUGUCAUUUGUAAGGCGUUUCACUGUAUAUCAACCAUUUGUCAUCCAGAGUGAAUUUAUGUAUUAUACUAAAAUGUAUUGUGUGGAAAAUAGUUUGUCUUUGUGUGUGAUAUAUAUGAAGACUUUAUUUCCAAAAUGCUAUAUAUCAAUUUUCAGAAAUGUUGGUAAAUUAGCUUUUAUUGUUUAAAGAACUUAUGGUGUGUUUUUCACUAUCUAAUCAUGGCAUGGGGUUGUUCAAUGAGAGACAUGUAUUUGUUUAAAAUCUAUCACUUGAUGGGUUUUUUUUUGUUGUUGUUGCAAAACACUAUAUAUCCGCCUCACUCUCAGAGAAACAAGUAGUCCUGCUAGGUGUUACACAGUCAAAUGUAACAAAUAACUACAUUUUGAAUAAAGAACUGUUCAAAUGAUACAUUUAUGACAUCAAUAUUGAAAAACAUUUGUAUAAAUAUAAUUAAAUACAGUAAUAUGAGAUCUGUAUGUAAAACCUUUGACAUUUUAGUCAUUUAGCAGAUGCUCUUAUCCAGAGCGACUCACAGUUAGUGCAUUCAUCUUAAGAUAGCUAGGUGGGACAACCACAUAUCACAGGCAACUAUAGAGGAUACGGACAUUCCAUUCCAGCUAAACAAUGGAUAUAUAGCGUUUUGCAAAAAAAAUAAAAAAUCACAUCUAAAAUCUGAAAACAGUAAUAUUUUACACACACAGGUACCCAUAAGCAAUCAUUUCUGAUGAAAAAGCACAAAUGUGAAAAAUUGGUGGAUAUAGUGUUUUGUAAAUAAACUCUUCAUGUGCACAGGAAGCUGUUUUUAUGGUUUGUUUGAGUGUCAUAGUUGUGCAUGUAGAGUUCCAAAAGGGUUCUUUGGCUGUCCCAUAGGAUAACCCUUUUUGGUUCCAUGUAGAACCCUUUUUUGUUCCAUGUAGAACCCUUUUGGGUUUAAUGUAAAAAAAACUCUUUGGAAAGGGUUCUACAUGGAACCCAAAAGGGUCUACCUGGAACCAAAAGGGUACUACCUGAAACGAAAGGGGUUCUUCAAAGGGUUCUCCUAUAGGGACAGCCAAAGAACCCUUUUAGGUUCCAUAUCUUUCUAAGAAUGUAGUGUAUGUUUGUAUGUGUGAAUAUGUGUUUACGUGUGUGUGAUGGUGCAUGUGUGCGUGCGUGUGCGUGUGUGCGUGCGUGAGAGCGUGAGAGCGUGAGAGCGUGAGAGCGAGAGAGUGAGAGAGUGAGUGAGUGCGAGCGAAACUUCCACACUGAGGUGAAUCAUUCUACGGGUCUCUCCCUUUGUGAUUCAUUCCAUGUAUACAGAUUUUCUAUGAGUAAUAUAUGAAUCUAAUAUUUAAUAAUUUUAUAUGACUAACUUACUUAUGAUAAUUGCCAAAAAUGGCCAAAUUUGUAUGAAAACUAUUAAUAUGUAUUGUUUUAAAUGUUAUAUUAAAUGUAUGUUUUUUACAUUAAAUGUUGCUUUAUAUUGUGUGUUGCUUCCUACUUUUCGACUUUUCAUGGAUUUUAGCUAGUAACUUAUUUAGCAGUUUCUCUAAAUGAAAUACUGAGACAACAUCAUAGACAGGCCAACAGUCAGUCAUCUCACCCUGGGCAGGCACACUGUGUGAAUGUAUGUGUGUGUGUGUGUGUGUGUGUGUGUGUGUGUGUUCGUGCGUGCGUGCUUGCAUGGGUGCGUGCAAGCGUGUGUGCACGUAUGUGCAUGUGUUUCCUGGGAGGCGUGGGAGAGUCGCCUGGCUGAUGGUGUGUGUGUGUGUGUAAGUGUGAGUGUGUGUCAGGGCCCUUGGUGUCAUGCACAGGGUGGGUAGCCCCUACAGGACACGGGCACUCGCUAUCUCUACCAAGAGGAAGAGCAAUCAGAAAGAGAGAGGGCUGAGAGGAGGAUGGGAGAGAUGAGAGGAGCCAACCAGGGAGGGACAAGGGAUAGCCUGAGAACAGAGAGAGAGAGAGAGAGAGAGGGAGAGAGAGAAGAGGGGUUGGCACUGGCCAUGGGAUAGAAUCAGUUUGUGAUCAUUUGAGAUUCUGAAAGGUGUUGAAAUAUAAAAAAUACAAUAUCCCAAAUGAUCUACUUCAAGGCGGCACAAUGUAAUUCAAAAGCAGGCAGAGAGAUAUACUGUAUAUAUAUAUUUUUAGAUGGAUGUAGAAAGGUAACGGUGUAGCCAGGAGUUUUUCAUGACCUGGGAAACCCCCAGUGGUAAUCCUCUUGGAAUGUUUAAGAAUAGGAUGGACAAUUAAUGAAUGGUGGGAUGAUUUUAAGAAUGGAGGGAAAUGAGUUGACAGUACCACCUCCAUCCUACAGUACAGAGAUGAACGAUGUCGGCUGAGAUUACAUGCUGCUACAGACAUGGACACCAUUGACAAGACUCCAUCGGGAAAGCAGUUGAGCAGUGAACAAGGGAUGAUGAUGACGAUGAUGAUGGUAGUAAUGAUGAUGUCAUAAUAAGGAUGAUGAUGACGACGAUGGCCAUGAUAAAGAUGAAGAUAGCGAUCACAAUAGUGAUGAUGAGUUCCGGUCUUCCUCCUGUGGUGCACAGCUGUGGAACACACACAUACUCACACACACACCUGCCGUCUGGCUAGCCGUGACUUCACUGUGUCAACACAGCUGAGCUGAGACCUGUCCAUCUCUUCCUCCUCCAAGGUGCGUGCGUCCUCCAUCCUCCUCACUGUGGAGCCCCCAGCACGUCCACACACAACCACAUCAUACACACAGACAGGAAGUGCUCCAGGGGAAGAAUAAGGUGAGCGCACCACCGGUGGAGCGGGCAGGCUGAGACACAGAGGGAGGGACAGUGAUGGAUUAUAAACACAUUCCCCUGAGAAACACGUAUCACACUGACACAGCCAUGAUGGAUUAGACACGCACACAAACAGAUACAUGGUACCAUCAUAUAUCAAUAACCAUUUAAAUUAGGGUUGCAAAAUUCCAGUAACUUUCCAAUCAUUCCCCGGUUUUUCAGAAAUCUCCACGUGAAGAUUACUGGAAUUCUGAAAGAAUAGGCAGAAAAUCACGGAGUCCUCCAACCGGGAAUUCUGGAACACCGGGGAAUUUUGGAAAAUUUACAGAAGUUUUGCAAUCCUACAUUUAAUCAAACACUUACACACACACACUACAGCUAACAUAUACACAAAGAUGCUAGAACUCAUUAAUCUUUCUCUCACACACACAAACACACUACAGCUUGUGAGAAUUAGUCGGCAAGUGGGUAACCCGCCUCUACCAUCCAUUCUAUUGGCCAACAUGCAAUCACUGGAGAAUAAACUGGAUGAGCUCCGUUCGAGACUAUCCUACCAACGGGACAUUAAAAACGGUAAUAUCUUAUGUUUCACCGAUUCGUGGCUGAACGACGACAUGGAUAAUAUACAGUUGGCUGGGUUUUCCGUGCAUCGGCAAGACAGAACAGCUACCUCCGGUAAGACAAGGGCUGGUGGUGUGUGUAUUUGUCAAUAACAACUGGUGCGCAAUGUCUAAUAUCAAGGAAGUCUCGAGGUAUUGCUUGCCUGAGGUAGAGUACCUCAUGAUAAGCUGUAGACCACACUACCUACCAAGAGAAUUUUCAUCUAUAUUUUUCGUAGCUGUCUAUUUACCACCACAAACUGAUGCUGGCACUAAGACUGCACUCAACGAGCUGUAUAAGGCCAUAAGCAAACAUGAAAAUGCUCAUCCAGAAGCGGCGCUCCUAGUGGCCACGGACUUUUAUGCAGGCAAACUUGCGGAUAAAAUCAGUUUUAUCUAAUUUCUUCCAGCAUGUCACAUGUGCAACCAGAGGGAAAAAAAACUCUAGACCACCUUUACUCCACACACAGAGAUGCGUUGAAAUUUGGCAAAUCUGACCCUUGUUCCUGCUUACAAGCAAAAACUAAAGCAGGAAGUACCAGUGACUUGCUCAAUACAGAAGUGGUAAGAUGAUGCGGAUGCUACGCUACAGGACUGUUUUGCUAGCCCAGACUGGAAUAUGUUCCGGGAUUCAUCUAAUGGCAUUGAGGAGUAUACCACCUCAGGCACCGGCUUCAUCAAUAAGUGCAUCGACAACGUCAUCCCAACAGUGACUGUAUGUACAUAUCCCAACCAGAAGCCAUGGAUUACAGGCAACAUCCACACCAAGCUAAAGGCUAGAGCUGCCGCUUUCAAGGAGCGGUACACUAAUCCGGACGCUUAUAAGAAAUCCCACUAUGCCCUCUGAUGCAUCAUCAAACAGGCAAAGCGUCAAUACAGGACUAAGAUUGAAUCCUACUACACCGACUCUGACACUCAUUGGAUGUGGCAGGGCUUGCAAACUAUUGUGGACUACAAAGGGAAACCCAGCCGGGAGCUGCUCAGUGACGUGAGCCUACCAGACGGGCUAAAUGCCUUUUAUGGUCGCUUCGAGGCAAGCAACACUGAAGCAUGCAUGAGAACACCAGCUGUUCCGGACAAAUGUGUGAUCACACUCUCCGUAGCCGGUGUGAGCAAGACCUUAAAACAGGUCAACAUUCCCACCUGGACAAAAGGAACACCUAGGUGAGAAUGCUGUUAAUUGACUAUAGCUCAGCAUUCAACACCAUAGUGCCCACAAAGCUCAUCACUAAGCUAAGGACCCUGUGACUAAACACCUCCCUCUGCAACUGAAUCCUGGACUUCCUGACGGGCCACCCCCAGGUGGUAAGAGUAGGCAACAACACAUCCCCUCAGGGGUGCGUGCUUAGUCCCCUCCUGUACUCCCUGUUCACCCAUGACUGCGUGGCCAAGCACCACUCCAACACCAUCAUUAAGUUUGCUGACAACACAACGGUGGUAGGCCUGAUCACUGACAACGAUGAGACAGCCUAUAGGGAGGAGGUCAGAGACCUGACAGUGUGGUGCCAGGACAACAACCUCUCCCUCAACGUGAGCAAGACAAAGGAGCUGAUCGUGAACUACAGGAAAAGGAGGCGCGAAAAAUAGCCCCCAUUCACAUUGACGGGGCUAUAGUGGAGCGGGUCGAGAGCUUCAAGUUCCUUGGUGUCCACAUCACCAACAAACUAUCAUGGUCCAAACACACCAAGACAAGAUGUUCUUCUUUGUUUUUAUGUUUUAUUAUCUCGCUGUCAUACUGUGGUCAACCGGGUUCGAUCUUGCCUAGCCAUCUUGUUUCAAGAGGACCACAAUGGAAAUAAGUCCCAGACUUUAUUAUGUGUUAUCCUUCAUGAUUUUACUCAUGUGCAUGUAUGGCUUUUUCAAGUUUUAUGUGUGAUUGUAUGGCAUGGGUCCCCAGAUCCUCAAAACGUUCUACAGCUGCACCAUCGAGAGUAUCCUGAUCAGUUGCAUCACCGCCUGGUAUGGCAACUGCUCGGCAGCCGACCGUAAGGCGCUACAGAGGGUAGCCAAGCAUCACUGGGGCCAAGCUUCCUGCUUUCCAGGACCUCUAUACUAGGCAGUGUCAGAGGAAGGCCCAAAGAAUUGUCAAAGACUCCAGUCACCCAGGUCAUAGACUGUUCUCUCUGCUACCGCACGGCAAGCGGUACCGGAGCGCCAAGUCUAGGUCCAAAAGGCUCCUUAACAGCUUCUACCCCAAGCCAUUAGACUGCUGAACAAUUAAUCAAAUGGCCACCCGGACUAUUUGCGUUGACCCUACCCCCCUUUCUUUUUACACUGCUGCUACUCACUGUUUAUUAUCUACGCAUAGUCACUUUACCCCUACCUACAUGUACAUAUUACAUCAAUUACCUUGACUAACCCGUACCCCUGCACAUUAACUCGGUACCGGUACCCCUUGUACAUAGCAUCGUUAUUGUUAUUUUAUUGUGUUACUUUACGUUUAUUUAGUAAAUAUUUUCUUAACUCUAUUUUCUUACCUGCAUUGUUGGUUAAGGGCUUGUAAGUAAGCAUUUCACGGUAAGGUCUACACCUGUUGUAUUCGGCGCAUGUGAGAAAUACAAUUGGAUUUGAUUUGAUUUGAUAUCAUAUACACAAUGAUGCUACAACUCAUUAAUAUUUCCAUCACACACACACGUACACACACUUAGUUAAUAUUUCUAUCACACACACACGUACACACACUUAGUUAAUAUUUCUAUCACACACACACGUACACACACUUAGUUAAUAUUUCUAUCACACACACACGUACACACACUUAGUUAAUUGAGUGUGUAGUGUGUUUAGCUGCCGUGUGGUCUGGAGGUGGGCAGUAGUGCUGGCUCCAAGACCUUUAUUGUCUCAGUGGGAUGCUGGAAAAUGUUACUAUGCUAUCGGUGGCAGCAGCGGUAGAGAGAGUGUGUGUGUCAGUGUGGUGUGUGUGUGUGUGUGUGUGUGUGUGUGUGUGUGUGUGUGUGUAUUUUCCACAGACUGUGGGGAUUUUGAUGGUUGCUGAGGCAUUUGUGUCCGGAGUGUAUCACUGGAUUGCCUCUAACUCUGUGGGCAAGGAUGAACUGGACAUGCCCUUUUAUAUUACAGGUACAGUACAACGACAUCGCACCAACAUACUGGUCACUACACAGUGACAAUCAAAACUACGUCCUACGUUAUGACUUGUAGUAUAGUACUACCAGUAUGUACACUGUUGCAUACGUUGGUGUGUUUGUGUGUCAUGAUGUAAAAGCUAUCAAUGUCUAUCUAUGAAAGAUAUCAUAUCAAUCAUUACUGCCUCUCCCCAUCUCUCCCCCCUCUCUCCCCCUCUCUCUCUCUCCCCCCCCCCUCUCUCUCUCCCCCUCCUUUCUCUCUCUCCCCCGCUCUCUCUCUCCCCCUCUCUCUCUCUCCCCCUCUCUCUCUCUCCCCUGCUCUCUCUCUCCCCCUCUCUCUCUCCCCCUCUCUCUCCCCCUCUCUCUCUCUCUCUCUCUCCCUCUCUCUCUCUCUCUCUCUCCUCGCUCUCUCUCUCCCCUCUCUCUCCCUCCCUCUCUCUCCCCCCUCUCUCUCCCUCUCUCUCUCUCUCUCUCCUCCCCCCCUCUCUCUCCUCUCUCUCUCUCUCUCCCCUCUCUCUCUCCUCCCCCCUCUCUCUCCCUCUCUCUCUCUCCCCUCCUCUCGUCUCCUCCCCCUCUCUCUCUCUCUCCUCUCUCUCAUCUCUCCGUCCCUUCUCUCCCUCUCUCUCUCUCUCUCUCCUCAUCUCCCAGUCUCUCUCUCUCCCUCUCUCCAUCGCUCUCCCCCUCUCUCUCUCCUCCCCCCCUCUCUCUCCUCUCUCUCUCCCCUCCCAUCGCUCUCUCUCCCCCUCUCUCUCUCCUCUCUCUCCCCCCUCUCUCACUCCUCUCUCUCUCUCUCGCCCCCUCUCUCCUCUCUCUCUCCCCCCCUCUCUCAUCUCCCUCCUCUCUCUCCACUCUCCUUCGCCCGUCUCUCUCUCUCCCCCUCUCUCUCUCUCCUCUCUCUCGUCUCCCCUUUCCCCCUCCUCUCUCUCUCCCUCUCUCUCGCUCCCUCUCCUCCCCCCCUCUCUCUCUCCUCUCCCUUCUCGUUCUCCCUCUCUCUCUCUCUCUCGCCCCUCUCUCUCUCCCCCCUCUCCCCCCCUCUCUCUCUCUCCCCCCGUCUCAUCUCUCUCUCCUCUCGUCUCUCUAUCUCUUCUCUCCUCUGCUCUCUCUCGUCUCUCUCUCUCCGUCUCCUCUUCUCUCAUCAUCUCUCUCCCUCCUCUCUCUCUCUCCUAUCUCUCGUCUCUCGUUGCGUCCGUCUCUCUCUCUCCUCCUCUCUCUUCGCUCUCUCUCUCUUUUUGUCUCCUGGUCCUUUAUUUUUCUCCCUUUCUCUUUCUCUCUUCUUGUCCUUUGUCUCUCUCAAUUCCUCCCCCUCUCUCACUGUGAUGUUAGAGAGUGUGUGUGCGUGCGUGCGUGUCGGUGUUGGUGUGUGUGUGUGUGUGUGUGUGCAUGAGUGUAUGUUGUCCGCUGUGUAUUUGUAUGUGUGUGUUCGCCCCUGUGUGUGUUGUCCGCUGUGUGUAUGUGUGCGUUUGAGUGAAACAGGAACCUGAGGCUCUUAUCGAGUCACUUCCCUGUGCGGGGUGCACUUCCCUGAGCCGCCAGGCCCUCUUUAUUUCGGGAGGCCUGGGGGUGUUGGGGAAAGAUAAACACUAUCUGCCAUCAGGAAACCCUAGAGCCGUUUCCACGGGAAGUUUCAAAUAGCUAAAGUAAAUAAAAGGCCUUUUCACUGUAUUCCUCAAGCUACUUUUACAAUAGCUAUUCAACAUUGUCAUCAAAGGUUAAGAAAAUGGUGGCUUGGUCAACACUUGAAAGUAGGACUCAAAUUCAUUGGAGGUCUAGUGAGAUGGGCAGGAAUGUUUGUUGUGGUGUUACAAGGGUUUUCAGAGUUGUGUGAUAUGGAGGCGUAGACCAGAGUGGCUUGAAUAGGAACUGAAUCUCUGCAGCCCUCCCGCCCUCCCUCCCUCCCUCUCACCCUCCUCACCUCCCUGUCGCCCCCCUCCUUUCUUUCUGACCUCCCUCUCUCAGACAUCCCAGGAGGCUUCAGUGUGUCAGGAGGAGGAGCCAAGUGAGGGAGGAGACCUACACCUCACUUGCAUAGCCAAUAAGCACCUGUACACCAAGUUGUCAUGGCAACUGGUGACUGACACAGCAGAGGCCACACCCCCGAACCCCUCCCUGGGUGGUGAACUGUCUUCAGGAGAGUUCUCUGACACUCUGUGUCUGUUGCUUAGCAACCUGACGGCGGGGGAUUCUGGAACCUACUACUGCUUCGCCCAUCACCUGCUGAAGGGACAGAACACACACCUGGACACACAGGUGGACAUUACAGGUAAGCCCUCUAACCUCUGACCUCUCACACAUGAUCACUCUGAUCAUCACCAUCAUCAUCAUCAUCAUUAUCAUCAUUACUAUAACACAUUCACACAUCCAUUGGCAAACAGGGUCAUAGACACACAUAAAAUAUCAUUUCAACUCAGCAGAAAAUAAAUCUACAUUGCCUAUAUGGCCCUUUCCAUUGUAUGGAGAUACACCAUUCACCACCUGGUAUAUACAUAAACCCUCACGUUUCGCACACAAGGACACACACACACACACACACAGUGUCAGAUCAGUGCUUGGGAACUGGGUCCUGUAGUUUCCUGGGGCCCCUCCCUGCCUCAGUCUUUCUUUCACGUGGGAAUGCUCCCUCGUCAGGAGGAAGAGGACACAAUGGCACUUCCCACAAUGCCACAUUUACAGGCCCCUUCACAGGGCCAGAGGAACAAUCAGCCAAUCAGACACUGUCAGACCACAAACUCACAGACAAUCAUCAAUUGUUGUCCAGGAGGAAGAUAUGGGAAACAACAGUCACUCCUGUGUUACUUAAGUCCCUUUUAUUCAUGUCUUUUACUGCUGCUGCUGCUCACAAUCAAACCUCAACACAUACACUUCCUCUGAAAGAACCCAUGUGCUUUUUACUAGAGAGAGACGGAGAGAGAGAGAAGGAGAGAAGGAGAGAAUACGAAGGAUAGAGAGAGAGAGAGGGAAAGAGAGAGAGAGAUACUACUCUAAUAUAGAUAGAUAGAGAGACUCGAGAGAGUCGAGAGCAUAGACGAGCAGAGAUAGAGAACUAGAGCUCUCGAGAAAUCUCUCUCUCGCUCUCUCCUCUCUCUCUCUCUCCUCUCUCUCUCUCUCUCUUCUCUCUCACUCUCGUCCUCUCCUCUCUCUCGCUCCUCGCUCUCUCCUCUCUCUCUCUCUCUCGCUCGCUUGUUUGUUCCCUCUCCUCCCCUUGCCGUCUUUUGUAUUCUAGUUUGUGUAAUGUUACAAUUUGUGCCAUUAUGACUAAUGGUCAAUGGUCUAUUAACAGCCCUGAUGAUGAAUGAUACAUUGUUUUGGUCAGUGGGAAAAUAGGUAUUUUAAGGUUACUACUACAAACCCAAGAGGGACCCACAUCAGCUGAUGUGAAGUUGAACUUAAGGCCACACACACAUACACACAUGCACAUAGACCACACACAUACACACAUACACACAUACACACAUAGACACAUAGACACAUAGACACAUAGACACAUAGACACAUAGACACAUAGACACAUACACACAUACACACAUAGACACAUUCACACAAAGACACAUACACACAUAGACACAUCCAGAAAUGUGUCACUAACACACACACAGCGUGGCAGGGGUCCAGGGGUCCAGGGGUCCAGGGGUCCAGGGUCCAGGGGUCCAGGGGGUCCAGGGGUCCAGGGGUCCAGGAGUCCAGGGGUCCAGGGGUCCAGGGUCCAGGGGUCCAGGGUCCAGGGGUCCAGGGGUCCAGGGGGUCCAGGGUCCAGGGGUCCAGGGGGUCCAGGGUCCAGGAGUCCAGGGGUCCAGGAGUACCAGGGGUCCAGGGGUCCAGGGUCCCAGGGGUCCAUGGUUCCAGGAGUCCAGGGGUCCAGUGUCCAGGGGUCCAGGGUCCAGGAGUCCAGGGGUCCAGGGUCCAGGGUCCAGGGGUCCAGGGGUCCAGGGGUCCAGGGGUCCAGGGUCCAGGGGUCCAGGGGUCCAGGGUCCAGGGGUCCAGGGGUCCAGGGGUCCAGGGGUCCAGGGGUCCAGGGUCCAGGGGUCCAGGGGUCCAGGGUCCAGGGGUCCAGGUCCAGGGGUCCAGGGGUCCAGGGUCCAGGGGUCCAGUAGUCCAGGGGUCCAGGGGUCCAGGGUCCAGGGUCCAGGAGGCCAGGUCCAGGGCCGGGGUCCAGGGUCCACCAGGGUCCAGGGGUCCAGGUUCCAGGAUCCAGGGGUCAGGGGUUCCAGGGGUCCUUAAGGGUCCAUGGGUCCAGGGUCAGGAGUCCAGGGGUCCAGGGUCCCUCCAGGGCCAGACGGAUGUCAAAUAUCCCUCCUUUGGAUUUGCAGAGAUAGAGAAGGAAAAAACAACACUGAUUCUAUUCACAGGACUACUGUAUGACUUCUGAAUGUGAUGCAAUGACGACCUCUGUUCUCAUGGACCUUGGCCAUUUGGUUAUUAAGAACACACACAUCUCCUCACACACACACAAACACACACACAACUCCACACACAAACACACACACACACACAACUCCUCACACAAACACACCCACACACACAACUCCUCACACACACUCAUUGUGUGUGUUCCCCCACAGUACUGAAGACUCCAGUGCUGUUACAGAAUCUGUCAGCAGCUCAGUGACACUCAGCUGCCCCGCCCACGGCGUGCCACACCCCCUCAUCACAUGGUACAAGGACCAACACCCUCUGCUGCAUGGCUCAGGUAAGAUACACAGUGCUCUUAUAUUCCCCUUUCCAUUAUUCAGUGAAAGUUGAGUUUCUUCAUCUGUCUGAAUGAAAAGGAGAUGGAAUUCUCUUCAGACUACUGAGAUGGACCUCUGAAGUUAGUGUUGUAAAAUGACAUGUGACAGGUUCUGUUUCUCAUGAGCAGGUAUCGUCAUAGCACCAGGAGGUGGGACCCUCCACAUUGACCGAAUCACAGUGGAGGAACAGGGUCUGUACACCUGCCAGUCUACCAAUGAGAGAGGACUCUGCUGUGGGCUCCGCCUACAUCUGGGUUCACAGUAAGGAUCCGCUUACCAAUAGUAACUCUGGAAUACAUUCAACUCUCUCUCUUCUCUCUUUCUAUAACCAUCCAAGAUGGGUUCUUCUAUAUAUGGGCAUUUUUAUGUCUGUGGACACAUUGUUGUGAUAGCUACCAUUAGAUUAUUAAAUGUAUACAUAUUACAGUAAUCUAAUUAUUAUAUAUUAUAACAACGGUGAAGAGUAAAUCUUCAGCUAACAGGGUGAGAUACAGUAUGAAGACAACACUGCAUACUGUUUACUUGGUCUUAGUCUUGAUAGAUUUUCCCAGAACACAUUUUGGAGGUUUAUAUCACAGUUCAGUUCCUCCUUUAGAUGCCUUGGGUACAUGACCCAAGCCCUUUCCAGUAGAGGCUAGUCCACAAUGUCAUCACCCCCGUUUGGAGGGCCCUUCCCUGGGCAGUAGCAGCAGAUGCUCCCUAGCCUGACCAUGGAGAGGAGUGGCUGAGUGUUGUUGUGUUCUGAUAAGUCAGGAAGGAAGCUGUCUCCCUUUUUGAUUUCCUUUCGGAAGCGCCCCACUCUGCUGCCCCGUAAACUGGGGCUAUUUUCUACUAUCUUCCAAAAAAACACCAAGAUGAAUUAGGAGGAGGGCUGUUUGUGUUUGAGCCUGUUGGGUCGUUUCCACCCUGAUCAGAGGCUGGGACAGACAGAGAGGGAGUGGCACAGUGAGAGGAUAGCACCCUCAUUUGGGAGGGUGGAGAACUGCAGAGCAUAGGUGAAAUAAAUGUCAGAUCAUUGAUUUUACUUGAAGCAAGGGAGGAGGGAAUUAUGCUUUUCAAAAGUAUCCCAAGAGAGCCUUGUUAAUCUCUAGGGUUCUUUUUCUAUAGUUCUAAAAAUGGGUAAAUCCUUCCAUUAAUUUCAAUCAUGCCCUCUUCUCUCUUUCUCUCUCUCUCUCUCUCUCUCUCUCUCUCUCUCUCUCUCUUCUCUCUCUCUCUCUCUCUCUCUCUCUCUCUCUCUACUCAUCAGAGGGCCUGUCUCUGGAGAUAUCUACUCUCACCUGUACCUGUCUGCUGCUCACUCUCUUCAUACAUAAACUCAAACAGGUGAGACACAAAUGGAGUAGACUAGAGUGUAUAAAAUUGCUUAACUAUCUGUCUUAUUUUUGAAAGUACCAUAUAAAUCAAUUUCUCUCUGGCAAGGCAGAGUACCUGUCAAUCAUCCUGGACCAGGAGGAGGGGCCUCUGGAGGAGCAGUGUGAUAGACUACAGUAUGACCCCGGCCAAUGGGAGUUCCCCAGAGACCGCCUCAAACUGGGUAUACCUUUACACCAUUGGUUACCGACCUGGUACACUGUGUAGUGAUUGGUUACAGACUUUCUAGGAACUCCCUGUGUAUAAGCUUAGGAAAGAGGAGAUUAUUAAGAUUGAAGAUAGAUAAGAUCACUUUCUCAUAACAAUCUUAUCUGCAUCAGAGAUGACUAAGAGGGCCCCCUGUAAUCAGCGUUAUCUGUGUUGUGUGGGUGGGAGCUGUGUUUACUGUAACUAAUCAGGUCUGGCUUGGGUGUGAUCUGAGUUUGACUCAUCGGGCUUAUUGGAUAUACAGAAAAUUUCGUUUUAAUAAAGUCUUGUUGAAUUUCAACUGAACUUUAUAACAUCUAGGUGGUUUCCACCUAAAGCCUUUUGAGCUUUCUCAUGACCCUAAAGAUUUAACAAAACUCUGACUCUGCCAGACUGCCACUGCCCGGUGUUAAACCACGACACACCUUUGGGUUCCAACCCACCAUUUGAGAAACAAAUAGCUAAGGAGAUUGUGUUUUGAUUCUGUCUCUGUGGCCUUCCAGAGAAACCUCUGGGCCGUGAGGCCUUUGGAAAGGUCAUGCAGGUGUCCGCCUUUGGCAUCGACAACUCUACAGGCUGCAGGACUGUGGCUGUCAAGAUGCUCAACGGUACAUGCUUCCUUAUGUUCAUUAUACCUCAGUCAUGAUAUCUAACAACAAAUGAUGACCAUUCAGAAUAGAGUAGAGUAAUACAGAAUAGAACUGAAUAGAAUAUAACAUGACUGUACUUUCCUACCGUAAUGACUGAGGCAUGUGGUGUAUUUAUAAUAUGCUGUCCUGUUUGCUGUCCACCAGAGGGGGCUACUCCCAGUGAGCACAAGGCUCUGAUGACAGAACUGACAAUCCUGAACCACAUCAGUCACCACCUGAAUGUGGUCAACCUGCUGGGAGCCUGCAUCAAGGCAGGGCCUCUGAUGGUCAUAGUGGAGUGCUGUAGGCAUGGAAACCUCCCCACCUACCUGAAGAGCAAGAGAGACAUGUUCCUGCUCAACAGUGUGAGUUCAGACAGACAGGCAGGCAGACAAGCAGGCAGUCAGGCAGGUAGGCAGACAGACAGAUACUCGGUGGGAAAUGUCCAUAGGGGGAGUAGCAGGGGGGAGGGGACAGGGGGAUUAGGUAGUUGACUAGUGGUGGCAAUUCAGCAGCCUGAUGGUCUAGGGGCAGAAGCUAUUGGCUAGUCUUACAGUUUUUGCCAUGUUGCUCCUAUACUGCCCACGUCUGAGUGAUGGAAACGGGGAGAACAGGCCAUGGUUCGGGUGGCUGGGGUCCCUGAUGAUCUUCUUGAUCUUCGAGGAGGUAAUGUUGUCUACCUUCACCACCUGGGGGCGGCCCGUCAGGAAGUCCAGAACUCAGUUGCACAGGGAGGAGUUUUGUCCCAGGGCCGUGAGCUUUGGGUAAAGCAGUGUUUCCCAUAGGAUUUUUUUCAGCAGUGGUGGAAAGGGUAACGGAGGGGUGCAUUGCUACUAGGGUUAGCGCAAUGCUAGCUGUUCGCAUAGACUUCCAGCCAUUGAACCAACGACUAUCCAUUUAAAAGGGCAUCUCGGAAUUGUUGCAACGGUGGCAACAAUUUUGCAUGAAUAUAGGGGAAACACUUGGGAAGGUCUCCAUUGAUAAGACAUCCUGUCUACACUGAGUAUACCCCCCCCCCCCCCCCCCCCUUUGCCCUCAGAACAGCCUCAAUUCAUCGGGGCAUGGACUCUUCAAGGUGUCAAAUGCGUUCCACAGGGAUGCUGGCCCAUGUUGACUCCAAUGCUUCCCAAAGUUGUGUCAAAUUGGCUGGAUAGCCUUUGGGUGGUGGACCAUUCUUGAUACACACGGGAAACUGUUGAGCGUGAAAAACCAGCAGCGUUGCAGUUCUUGACACAAACCGGUGCGCCUGGCACCUACUACCAUACCCGGUUCAAAGGCACUUAAAUAGUUUGUCUUGCCCAUUCAUCCUCUGAAUGGCACUCAUACACAAUCCAUGUUUCAGUUGUCUCAAGGCUUAAAAAUCCUUCUUUAACCUGUCUCCUCCCCUUCAACUACACUGAUUGAAGUGGAUUUAACAAGUGACAUCAAUAAGGGAUCAUAGCUUUCACCUGGAUUCACUUGGUCAGUCUAUGUCAUGGAAAGAGCAGGUGUUCUUAAUGUUUUGUCUACUCAGUGUAUAUUUUUAUGCUGUGAAGUGCAUCAGUGUCACACUAACAGACCUAUCUCACAUCCACCUCUUAUUUCCUCUUAUGGAUCUACUAAAUUAAACCUCAAGCACGCAAACACAUAGACUCACUUCUGCACUCAAUUUAUGUUCUGUGGUAUUAUCUGUAAUAAGAGCAAGAGCGACUGUUGUUCUGAGUAUCUAGUCCUGUAUGAUUCAUGUAAACACUCAGUGUGUUUGUAGAAUCAGUUCAGUUCCAUACCUGUACACACUGAACUCUAGCUUACACCACUAAACUAUGCUAGAUUUACAUUUGGUUGAGUUGUCAACUGACGUGAAUUCAACCUGAAAUCAACUAAAAAUGUCACCAUAUCAUUGGAUUUAGGUUAAAUACGAAAUGCCUUUAUGUUGCUGACUUUUUGCAAAUCCAAUCAGUUUUCCACGUUGAUUCAACGUCAUCCCAUAGAUUUUGGGGGUUGAAAUGAGGUGGAAACAACGUUGAUUCAACCAGUGGGAUAACACACUGCAUUAGAACUUUAAGUCAACUAUCACUCUAUAUUGACCAUUAGUACUACCAAAACACUAAUCCCAACUUUCACUCUCUCGCUCUCUCUCACUCCAGGUGUCUCCAAGUCUCCUCUGCUCCUGGAGGAUCUCAUCUCCUACAGGUUCCAGGUGGCUCGAGGCAUGGAGUUCCUCUACUCA